UGUUCUAUGACGCACUGUCAAGGACUGUAAGUAUGUGAGUGUGGAGUAAGACCUAAAUAAUUCAGCUCUACCUGUUGAAAUGCUGCUAUCAGUCAAGAUGAAGAGAGUGCUACGCGAAGAGAACUUUGUGUCUUCUCUGCGACCUCUAUAUUACGUAUCCCGUAUGUUGGGACUUGCUCCCUUCACUCUCAAAAAGAACUCUGUCCUCAAAGAAAUAGACACCGCUUGGAUGUUUUAUACAAUAAUAAUUUUAAUCUCUGUCUUGUCUUGUGGCGUACUGUCCUUGAUGUAUCGCGUAGAACAGUCACAGCUCCGGGCCACUAUAGUUAUCAACGAAUGUCUUAUGAUGUUUGGAGGAUCCCUAAAAGCCAUUUCAUCCAUACUCCUUUGCGUCACUCUUAAUGGUGUAAAAUCAAGGGAAGUUAUCUCAAAAGUUAUUAAGCUUGAUAAAGCGCUUCUGUGUGAUUCUAGUGCAACUUACAGAAAGGCUCUGAUCUUCAUUUUGGUUCAAGUGAUCGUUGUACAUUCUUAUGAAGCAGCACUAUUCAUAUGUGACACGUGGGUAUGGACACACGCUGUGGACAAUUUGAGUGUUUGGUACUUUAUUUCAGGAUAUCCACACCGUACUCUGAACAUGCAAACCACACUUGAAUUUUCUGAUCUUGUUCUGUUGAUAAGGAAUCGUUUACAAGCCUUAAAUUCAAGACUUAGUUUCAUGCUAAGAGAAUGUGUUGAACCUGAUUUUGUCGUAUUUAGUAAUGUAACCCGUGAACUGGUUCCUAGAUCUGCUGUAAUGGCAAACGAAAUACCUGUUACAGGAGUGAAAAGUGUGAAAAGAACAUUUAUUGGUUCGCCUCAACAUGUUAAUCUUCGACAACCACUAUUUAAAAUUUCACAGCAGAGGAAUAUACGCAGUGCUAGAGAACUCUAUGAUGAAAUGUGCGAUAUCAGAGACCUUGCCAAUUCAAUGUACGGGUUUCAGCUCUUACUGGAACUAGGUGUGACCACAGCUGAGUUAACUUUGUCGUCAUAUUUAAUGCUUGCAACAAUAUUGGGGAUCCAGAGCGUGGAGAUUAAUACCAUUGGUCAGUUUAUCAGCCUCAUGGCGGCAUGGCAAGUUCAGUAUGCUUUCAAACUGAUCAUCAUUACAGCUCCUUGCCAGUCAGCAACCAACGAAGUGGAGAAUAUGGCUGUUUUGGUGCAGAAGUUACUGCUGGUGCGAGAUUUCGACCAGGGCACCGUGGCAGAACUACAGCUCUUUUCUCAGCAGCUGCUCCAGCGAAAGAUGAAAUUCACUGCUUUCGGCUUCCUAAGUCUUGAUCAUUCUCUCCUGUUCACUAUCGUUGGAGGCGUCACAACAUUCAUUGUCAUUGCCAUGCAAUUCAAGGCGUGA
This is a messenger RNA of Cryptotermes secundus, 1393 nucleotides long. RefSeq lists its product as uncharacterized. The transcript has a single exon. Gene Ontology annotation, biological process: sensory perception of taste. The record is from RefSeq and is a predicted model, not a curated record. NCBI's taxonomy places the organism in Eukaryota, Metazoa, Arthropoda, Insecta, Blattodea, Kalotermitidae. The coding region runs from base 80 to 1393 and encodes 437 amino acids. Gene Ontology annotation, cellular component: dendrite; neuronal cell body; axon.